This is a messenger RNA of Myotis daubentonii (Daubenton's bat), 1254 nucleotides long. RefSeq names its product prostaglandin reductase 1 (gene PTGR1). Lineage: Eukaryota; Metazoa; Chordata; Mammalia; Chiroptera; Vespertilionidae. Gene Ontology annotation, molecular function: 2-alkenal reductase [NAD(P)H] activity; 15-oxoprostaglandin 13-reductase [NAD(P)+] activity. The record is from RefSeq and is a predicted model, not a curated record. Gene Ontology annotation, cellular component: cytoplasm. Gene Ontology annotation, biological process: prostaglandin metabolic process.
GAACAAUUAGUUUGUGUGCCAGGAGUUGAAAAUCACUGCUCUAUCCAUUUGAAAGAUGUGCAUGGGCUUCUAGUCUGUUCUUUGUGUUUGACGAUAUUUCUUAGAAUUCAUUUCAUGUGGGGCAAGAAACAGAGUAUUUGCACACCAGGAGUUUCAGGAUGGUUCGUGCUAAGAGCUGGACCCUGAAGAAGCACUUUGAAGGCAACCCUACAAAUAGUAACUUUGAGAUGAAGACAGUAGAACUCCCACCCUUAAAAAAUGGAGAGGUCCUGCUGGAAGCUUUGUUCCUCACUGUGGAUCCUUACAUGAGAUUGGCGGCCAAACAAUUAAAGGAGGGUGAUACGAUGAUGGGGCAGCAGGUGGCCAGAGUUGUGGAAAGUAAAAACUCAGCCUUUCCCACAGGAACUGUAGUACUGGCUUCUUCAGGCUGGACGUCACACUCCAUUUCUGAUGGAAAAGACCUAGAGAAGAUGCCGGAAGCGUGGCCAAGCACAUUACCUCUGUCUUUGAUGCUGGGAACACUCGGCAUGACGGGCCUAACAGCCUACUUUGGCCUACUCGACAUCUGUAGUGCAAAAAGUGGAGAAACAGUCUUGGUUAAUGCAGCAGCAGGAGCCGUGGGCUCUGUUGUGGGGCAGAUAGCUAAGAUCAAGGGCUGCAAAGUUGUUGGAGCAGCAGGGUCUGAUGAUAAGGUUGCCUACAUUAAAAAGCUUGGAUUUGACGUUGCCUUUAACUACAAGACAAUAAAGUCUUUGGAAGAAACGUUGAAAAAAGCUUCUCCUGACGGUUAUGAUUGUUAUUUUGAUAAUGUAGGUGGAGAAUUUUCAAACAUUGUUAUCCCCCAAAUGAAGAAAUUUGGAAGAAUUGCUAUAUGUGGGGCCAUCUCUACAUACAAUAGUACUCGCCCACUUCCCCCAGGUCCCUCCCCAGGGGCCAUUAUCUAUCAGGAACUCCGCAUGGAAGGGUUCCUCGUCAGCCGCUGGAAAAAUGACCACCAGAAGGCUCUGAACGAAUUGAUGAAAUGGGUCUCAGAGGGUAAAAUCCAGUACGAGGAAUACGUCACUGAAGGAUUUGAGAACAUGCCAGCUGCAUUUAUGGGAAUGCUGAAAGGAGAUAAUUUGGGGAAAACAAUAGUGAAAGCAUGAAAAAAAAUGACACAUAGAACCUAGGAAUCAUUUGAUUACAUAAUUUCUUUUUAACCAUUUAGUAAAAAUGUAUGCUGCCCUCUUUAAUAAAUAGUGGUUGUUGCCCUAA